ACGACAUUCAGAGAAUCAUCAACCUUGGAGCCCGAAAUGUCAAUAGAGGCUAAGACAGAGUACACCGUUGGCGAUGCUGAAGCAGACCAAGGGGUCGGUCAAAGCAACCAUGUUAAACCUAAAUUCGGGAAGUUGUCUAUGCUGUCUCUUAGUGUCUCUCUGAUGGCCACUUGGGAGGCGCUAUGCAGCACAAUGGUAUCCGGUCUGGUCAGUGGAGGGCCCCCUGCCCUAAUAUAUGGCUUUAUAAUUGCAUUCGUCGGGUCCCUAGCUACUGCAGCGUCUCUUGCGGAACUGGUAUCUAUGUUCCCAACUGCAGGAGGCCAGUACCACUUCAUCAGCAAGCUGGCACCGCUGCACAUGAGGAAAGGCCUCAGCUGGCUUGUUGGGUGGAUUAGCACUUUUGGAUGGAUAGCUAUUGCAGCAAGUGCACCCUUCUCAUCCGGCACCCUGAUCCAGGGCUUGCUAGUCUUGAAUUACGAGGAUUAUGUGUUCCAUAGGUGGCACGGCACAAUGAUAUACUGGGCGAUAUUGGUAAUUUCUGCAAUUGCUAACAUUCAAGGAAGUCGUCUGCUUCCCUUAUUUGAGUAUCUCACUCUGGGGUUCCAUGUGGUGGCAUUCAUUAUUGUUCUGGUUGUGAUAUGUGUGGUAUCACCCACAAAACAUGCACCCGAGUUUGUAUUCGUCGAUGUUAUUAAUAAUUCCGGCUGGGGAAGUACUGGUAUUGCUUGGUGUGUCGGUAUGCUGUCUAGCUGUUAUAUCCUUGUCGGAUACGAUGGAGCCAUUCACCUAUGUGAAGAGAUGACAAAGCCCCGGACAGAUAUACCCAAGGUGAUGAUUAGCACUAUACUAAUCAACGGUACGAUGGGUUUUGGGUUUCUGGUUGCCAUUCUCUUCUGUAUGGGGGAUCUCAAUUCCGCCCUUCAGACGACAACCGGUUAUCCCAUAAUUCAGAUAUUCUAUAAUAUUACUGGAAAUGUUCACUCUGCAACUGCAUUGUCCAGCACUAUAGUCAUAAUGGCCGGGAUAUCGUCAAUCCCCCUAUUGACCUCAACCAGCCGCAUGAUUUGGGUUCUUGCAAGAGACAAAGCAUUCCCUGCCUCCAGUUUGUUAUCAAAAACGAACGAGAGACGACAAGUUCCCGCCAAUGCCGUUGUACUUACGUCUGUACUUUUAGGGCUAUUGGGCCUUAUCAAUAUCGGUUCCACCUCGGCCUUCAAUGCCAUAAUAUCAUUGACAGUGUUCGGGCUUGAGAUAUCAUAUCUCAUACCAAUAUGUUUCCUGCUCUAUCAGCGAGUGAUAUCUCCUCAAAGUCUCACUCCUGGUCCAUGGUCAAUGGGAGGCUAUGGGAUAUGGAUCAAUGCUCUGUCAAUUUGCUUUCUGGUAUUUACCUGCGUAUUUUUACUGUUCCCGUCGUAUCAGCCUGUCACUGCGGCAAACAUGAACUAUGCAUCUUUGGUUUUUGGCGCUGUCUGCAUUUGCAGUGGUGCAUAUUGGCUAUUCAAAGGUCGCAAGGUGUACGAAGGCCCUAUCUUCUCGGAGUUGGUAGAUUGA
This is a messenger RNA of Talaromyces stipitatus ATCC 10500, 1551 nucleotides long. RefSeq names its product GABA permease, putative. Gene Ontology annotation, cellular component: membrane. Gene Ontology annotation, molecular function: transmembrane transporter activity. Lineage: Eukaryota; Fungi; Ascomycota; Eurotiomycetes; Eurotiales; Trichocomaceae. The transcript has 8 exons. The coding region runs from base 37 to 1551 and encodes 504 amino acids. Gene Ontology annotation, biological process: transmembrane transport. The record is from RefSeq and is a predicted model, not a curated record.